This is a messenger RNA of Lucilia cuprina (Australian sheep blowfly), 2494 nucleotides long. It is a transcript of the gene mal, whose product is annotated as molybdenum cofactor sulfurase. Gene Ontology annotation, biological process: Mo-molybdopterin cofactor biosynthetic process. Bases 131 to 2470 code for a protein of 779 amino acids. Lineage: Eukaryota; Metazoa; Arthropoda; Insecta; Diptera; Calliphoridae. The record is from RefSeq and is a predicted model, not a curated record. The transcript has 4 exons. Gene Ontology annotation, molecular function: pyridoxal phosphate binding; molybdenum ion binding; molybdenum cofactor sulfurtransferase activity.
UGCACUCCGCUCAGUCCAUAACAAACAGUUGAUCGCAUAAGUGGUUUUUGUUAACUUAUCUCUCACAUUCUUAAUAAAUUUCGUAUUUUUUACAAUUGUUUGUUUUAUUAAUUUAAAAACAAAAGUCAAUAUGAACUGGGAAUUAACUGAGGCCGAGGAAAAUACAAUCGCAAAAGAAUUUCUAAGACUAGGAGAUAACACUUACUUGGAUCAUGCGGGCAGUACAUUGUAUGCGGAAAGUCAAAUAGAUGCCUGUGGCAAAUUAUUAAAAGAGAAUUUAUUUUGUAAUCCUCAUACCUGCAAGAUAACAGGCGAUUUUGUUGAUCAAGUGCGUUAUAGAAUUCUGCAACAUUUCAAUGCCGAUCCUUUAGAUUAUACUGUUGUUUUUACUAACAAUGCUACCGCUGCCAUAAAAACAGUAGCUGAUACAUUUGAUUUUGGAAAUGGAGAACAGGGUAAUUUUUAUUAUUGCCAGGAAAAUCACACCUCUGUGUUGGGUAUGCGUGAAGUUAUUAAAACUGAAAAUAUAUAUGUAUUGACGCAACCAGAGCUAUUGGAAAAUUUGCAAAAGAAGGAAGAGUUACUAGCUGGUACUAGUAAAUCUAACUCCUUGUUGGUAUUUUCCGCUCAAUGUAAUUUUAGCGGCUACAAAAUGCCGUUGGAAUUAAUAGAUGUAGUCCAUCAGCAGGGUUUACAUAAACGGGGCACUCAAAUUUCCGGUCAACCUCAAAAGAAGCAACCAGAUUUAAGUAAUUUUUAUAUAUUCCUAGAUGCAGCAGCUUAUGUUGGUUCUAGUUAUUUGAAUUUAGGCAAAUAUAAACCCGAUUUUAUUUGCGUAUCAUUUUACAAAUUGUUUGGCUAUCCCACAGGUAUAGGAGCUUUAGUAGUCAGCAAACGCGGCCAAUCUGUGCUACGUAAACAAUAUUACGGAGGCGGUACCGUCAAUAUAGCCAUGACCAGAGAAAAUUUUCACGAAAAACGUGUGGGCUUCUCAUCACACUUUGAAGAUGGCACUUUAUCUUUUCUAACGAUUGCAAAUUUGUUAGAGGGUUUCAACACUUUGGAACGUUUAAUACCUGCAAGAGAGGGGAAAAAUACAAUGGAAAGAAUUGGUCGUUAUGUCUAUCAAUUGGCUAAAUAUGGUUAUGAAAAAUUAAGCGUUUUGAAGCAUGCAAAUGGCCAGCCUUUGGUAAAGUUUUACAAUCAUAAUGGUUAUGAGGACUGUAAAUAUCAAGGUGGUGUAAUUACCUUUAAUAUUCUACACGAAGAUGGUGCCUUUGUAGGGUUUGCCGAAGUGGCCUGCCUGGCAGCUGUUUUUAAUAUACAACUACGUACUGGUUGCUUUUGUAAUCCAGGAGCUUGUCAAUGGUUUUUACAACUAACCAAUAGUGAUAUACGUAAACAAUAUGAUUCGGGUCAUAUAUGCAGUGACUACAAUGAUUUGAUUGACGGACAACCCACUGGAGCCGUUAGGGCGGCAUUUGGUUAUAUGACACGUAAACAAGAUGUAGACAAACUUGUUAAAAUGAUAGAGGAAUGCUAUUUAUCCUCAACAGAAGAGAGAUUAAAACAUAUGGAUCUGGAGAAAUUGCCAAAAGAAUUAAAACAUAUACCGGAACGAAUGAAACCACAAUUGAAAGAAAUUUGCAUUUAUCCCAUUAAAUCAUGUGGAGCAUUUAAGGUUAAAGAUUCUUGGCCUUUAACAAAUACUGGUUUCCUGUAUGAUCGUGGUUGGAUGAUAGUCGAUGCUGCUGGUAUGGUUAUAACACAAAAACAUCAAACUAGAUUGUGUUUAAUUAAACCUAUCAUUAAUCAACAAAAAGGUUUUAUGGAAUUGACUUUUACGGGCAUGAAGUCGGUGCAAGUGAGUUUAGAAGUAUCUAAGGAACAGAUAGAUUUUAUUAAUAACUCCUUCUGUCAAAGUAAAGUUUGUGAUGAUUUAGUCUCAGGUUAUGAUUGUGGCGAGGAGGUGGCUCUGUGGUUGAGUGAUUGUUUGGAAACACCGGGUUUGAGAUUAAUCAAACAGUAUGCUCAAAGACGUGCACAAACUGGUACGGCCAAGGAUAUAGCCUUAGCUAAUCAGGCACAAUUUCUAUUAAUUAAUCGUUCCUCGGUGAGGUGGCUGACACAGAAAAUUACCUCGGAAAGGGAAAGCUUGGAUGCUAGUGUUGAUAGAUUUAGAGCAAAUUUAGUGAUCGAGACUCCAAUCGCCCUUGAGGAGACAGAAUUUGAUAUGUUGACCAUCGGUGAUACAGUAUUUAAGGUGGAUGGUUUUUGCACUCGCUGCCAAAUGAUCUGCAUAGAUCAACAUACGGGACAAAAAACAGCUGAACCUUUACGAACUAUUGCUCGAGAGUUUAAUGGUAAAAUACGUUUUGGUAUUUAUCUUUCUCUACUUAAGGUGCCUGAAAAUGAGACGCAAAUUUCUUGCGGUGAUUCAAUUAUUAUAAAAAAGAAGAAUAAUGAAUAAACUAAAAAAGUGUACAUAAUUUCA